AUGGCUACCACCUCCAGCUGGGCCUCCCUCGAGGCGCGCUACGGAAAACUCUUCCGGACGCUCACCUGGGUCGCCUUCAUCCCUGCCCUCCCCAUGCUCCUGGCUCACGGCCUCAUGUCCAAGCGCGCCUUUCCCGUCACCGGCCUCCUUCCGCAGUCCCUCUCCACCGUCGCAGGCAUAUGGCUCCUCCGCCGCCAGAGCAAGAAGACGCGCCAAGGGUCCACCGGGCAAGACGACGGCGACAUCAUGAGCUCCGUCGAAGACGCCGUCGAGAGCGGCAUGCACGAGCUUGAUUCCGUCGGCGAGAAGCUCACGCAUCCCUUUCUCGUAUUCGCGUUUGACAUUGCGAUUGCCACCGGCAUUAUGGUUGUCUUGGUGUAUACGUGGAGGUCAUCGAGCAACUCGGCUGCGCUUAGCAUGCUUGCUGCUUAUGCAACGAUUCCCCUGAUUCUGAGCUUCAUCUCGCAUGUGGCCCUCGCUUUCGCCGCGCUCUGGGACGGUCUUGCCAUCCACGGCCACAUAAAAUGGGCUGCAUCGCGGGCCAUUGACUCGGACUGCCCCAACUGCAGCCACGGCCUUUGGCCUGAGCGUCCUACGAUGCCCUGGUCGCAAUACAUUAAAAAGCAGACGCCAGCCUCUUAUGCCUCCGUCUUUGCAGAUGGCGCAGAGUCAUAUCACUCGGAAGAUGACGACGACCAUGUAACUCCAAGUUAUGCUAUCGAGCCCGAGACUGUCGACAUUCGACCCAAGAAGAUAACAAACAAGGCUCUGACGCCUGUCAAUGAGACUACGGCUCUUUUGGAGUGA
Molecule: messenger RNA, 807 nt
Organism: Beauveria bassiana ARSEF 2860
Lineage: Eukaryota; Fungi; Ascomycota; Sordariomycetes; Hypocreales; Cordycipitaceae
Product: nucleosome binding protein
Exons: 2
Coding region: 1-807 (268 amino acids)
Source: RefSeq, a predicted model, not a curated record